Molecule: messenger RNA, 1183 nt
Organism: Raphanus sativus (radish)
Lineage: Eukaryota; Viridiplantae; Streptophyta; Magnoliopsida; Brassicales; Brassicaceae
Product: peroxidase 27
Exons: 4
Coding region: 122-1081 (319 amino acids)
Biological process (GO): response to oxidative stress; hydrogen peroxide catabolic process
Cellular component (GO): plasmodesma; plant-type cell wall
Molecular function (GO): heme binding; peroxidase activity
Source: RefSeq, a predicted model, not a curated record
CACAAUAUAACAAUUUCGGUUUACAUAAUUCAGUAUAAAUACCUUCAGUCUUCAUCAACAAUUCAUCACCAAUCGAGCAAAAAAAGCUAGAUAGCUAGAAGCUAAAUAGAAUUUUUUUAAAAUGGUUGCAUCGAAGCGACUAGUUGUCUCUUGCUUUCUCUUAGUGUUGUUGAUAGCAGAAGCCAAUGCACAAGGCUUGAAAGUAGGCUUCUACGGCAAAACAUGCCCGCAUGCCGAGGGUAUUGUUAGAAAGGUCGUGUUCGCUGCGAUGAAGAAAGCUCCUACGCUUGGUGCUCCUUUGCUUAGAAUGUUCUUCCACGACUGCUUCGUUCGUGGAUGUGACGGAUCAAUCUUGUUAGAUUCAUCAAACAAUCAAGCCGAGAAGAAUGCGGUUCCUAACCUAAGCCUUCGAGGGUUUGGCAUCAUAGACGAUUCCAAGGCGGCUCUAGAAAAAGUGUGUCCUGGCAUAGUUUCAUGCUCUGAUAUCUUAGCCCUUAUUGCUAGGGACGCAAUGGUUGCACUUGAAGGACCAACAUGGGAAGUAGAAACGGGGAGAAGAGACGGUAGGGUUUCUAAUAUCAAUGAGGUUAACUUGCCAUCACCUUUUGAUAACAUCGCCAAGCUUAUCACUGAUUUCCGUACAAAGGGACUCAACGAGAAAGAUUUAGUCAUCCUUUCAGGUGGACACACAAUUGGGAUGGGACAUUGUCCUCUAAUGACAAACCGUCUUUACAACUUCACCGGAAGAGGAGACAGCGACCCGAGUUUGGACUCAGAGUACGCAGCUAACCUCAGGAAGAAAUGUAAGCCGACCGAUACAACGACGGCUCUAGAGAUGGAUCCAGGAAGUUUCAAGACAUUCGACGUGAGCUACUUCAAGCUAGUGGCAAAGAGAAGAGGGCUUUUCCAGUCGGAUGCUGCUCUGUUGGACAACUCAAAGACUAGGGCUUAUGUCUUGCAGCAGGCACGUGGGUCAACCUUCUUUCAUGACUUUGGUGUCUCAAUGGUGAAAAUGGGUCGGAUCGGGGUUCUUACUGGUCGUGCCGGGGAGAUUCGUAAAAUGUGUCGCGUUCCUAAUUAAAGAGAUUAUAAAAGAAUGAAAACAUAUAUCUAGCCGAGUUUGAUUCUUGUUGUGGUUUGCUUCUAUAUGUGAUUGUUGGGAAUAUGCUGUAUUUAAUUUGUC